Molecule: messenger RNA, 3024 nt
Organism: Hemibagrus wyckioides
Lineage: Eukaryota; Metazoa; Chordata; Actinopteri; Siluriformes; Bagridae
Product: GRAM domain-containing protein 2B-like
Exons: 13
Coding region: 309-1391 (360 amino acids)
Source: RefSeq, a predicted model, not a curated record
AAGUGACAGCACAGUAUGUACGCUGAUCCUCCUUCGUUUUUCUUUUGUCUCAAUGAUCUGGUUUUCACCCGGAAAAAAAUUAAACGGUUAAAGGGAACAGGUUCCUCUGCUUUUCAGCAGCUUUAGAAAGUCAGUUGCAUUCAGUUCAGUUGUAUUAAGCACAAUCUAUGCACAUACCAGUUUAGGAGGUAUGCGCUGUCAGUUAAUAAAGCAUUCAUGAGGUGUUGCGUUGUGUGAAGUGCUACACUCUUAGCCUUGAGGAGCACAUUUCAUUAUCAGGAGUCAGGAACGCUGUCUGUUUGUAGGAAAUGGAGUCAGAAUCUUCUGGACGUGAUGUUAUCACAUGUCCCUGCUGUAGCUAUUCCCUGGAUUGUGGAGGAUCUAUGGGGAAGUCCAAAGACUGUAAAGUGAGGAGGGGUUCUGAGAGCAUGAAGUGUCGAUUCCUGGAAGAUGCAAAUUUCGAACCCAUGAACAAGAGCCUCCAGAGAAGCAGCUCCAUACGAACCACCAGCACAAUAGAGGAGGAGAGGGGCGAACAGACAGAUGGACUUAUGAAUCGCAGUAGUUUCAAAAACCAUAGCAAAACAUUCCACAAGCAUUUCCAAAUCAAUGAGACAGAUGAUCUAAUUCAUGCUUUCACCUGUGCUCUUCAAAAGGAAGUGCUCUACCAUGGCAAGAUGUACGUGUCCCUUCAGCAUGUGUGUUUCUACUCCUCUGUUCUACUGAAAGAGACCAAGGUUCAGAUACAUGUGUCUGACAUCCAGAUUAUAAAGAAGAAGAACACAGCACGGGUUGUACCCAAUGCAAUCUCCAUCGUCACCAACACUGGAGACAAAUAUCUGUUUGGGUCGAUACGCAAUCGAGACGUGUGUUUCAAGGUCCUGAAGUCUAUAUGUCCACAGCUACAGGAUGUAAGCAACGGAAGCCCUCAAAUGUCUUCUGCAGAAAACGUCCACGAACUGGAAGCCGAUACAAUUUCCAGUCAUUCCAGUCAGGAGGACAGUACAGACCCUCACAGGUCCUCUGAUUCUGGGCAGAACAGGACGACAGGCCGCAAUGUACCUUUAUCAUCAUCAGUGUCCAGCACUUCUCACGUUGAAACAAGGAACAACUCGACAACAUGGAACAGCACCAGCAGAGAUGGCAGUUCUUCAGAGGAAAACACAGCUGUCUCCUGGGUGGCCAUGGUAACAGAGAAGAUCAGAUAUUUUCUCUCCUUGGGAGGCACAACCAGCAUCAACAGACUCAUCACUGUCUAUCUCAUACUAGCUCUGCUCCUGCUCCUGUCAUCUGGCUAUAUUGGUCUGCGUAUUGCAGCUUUGGAAGAGCAGCUGAGCACACUGGGAUCAGCGACUGAGCUUGGCCUACAGAGAUCGUAUAAGGAAACAUAACACCUUGCAUGCAUGAAAGCCUGAAAGAUCUUGGAGGUGUCAAAACAAGGAACUCCUCGUCCCUUAACAUGCAGAACAACAUGAGUCUUCGCUGCCACAGUGAACUGAUCGAGAAUCAAUCUGAAGCCAGCAGACUAUAUUCCCAGCAGGUCUGCUCCGACUCAGGCUCCAACCGUGUCCCAAAUAGUUCACUGCAUUUGUCUGGGUGAUGUGACUGAAUGGAGAAUUAACUCUUUCAUGCAUGGCAUCCACCCUCAGUUACAGCUGAAUUCAAAGAGUGAAAGUGUUGUUUUAGAAACGUUUUAGAAAUAAAUAAGACUCUGUGCCACUUGAUAGCACAACGAGACAUCAGAUCAUUACUUUAAUGGAACUCAAACCAUUAAUCUGAUCAGGGUUGCCAGGCUCAUGGUUUUUCUUUACAUCGUAUUGGACUACAUUUAGAACACGGUUAUGACAAAGUAAAAGUGUGAGUGCAGACAAUGUACUUUCAGUGUGGAUUAUGUUCAUACUAAACAAUGAUUAAAUGUGUACUGUAGAUGCUACAAGUUAGAAACACAUGCAUACCACAGUGAACUUGUUUCCUCAGACAAAGAAAAACAAAUGAGGGAUCAUUUCAAGACAUUUUCAAAAUGUAGUUUGGCUGGAUAUUUUGCUGACACCUGGCAACCCUUAUCUAGAUAAUCAUACCCCAAACUUUUUAUCCAGGACACCUGAUUGUCUGAGGUAUUCUGCACAUUGAUUAUACUUCUUUAAAACCAGCUGUCCACAUACAUGGACAUAACUGUUUAGACUUUAUAGCUGAAAUUAGAAUAAAAAUUGCUCUAUAACACCAUGCAGCUCAUUAAUGUCCUGGUUGUUAGACCACAGUGGUCUAUGCAAGAGUUAAUUUAUUGUUAGUAGUACAUAAAUAUUUAUACUUUCAACUACUGACUCUGUAGCCCAUCGACUUACUAAUAUCUUUUAAACAGUCGAAAUGAUUAAAAUUGAAUAUUGUUUGUUUUAUAGAUUAGACGCAAAUAUUGACAGUGGACCGAAUCUGCAUAGGUUUUAAAGAAUUGGUGCAUGAAAGGGUUAAUGCAUGGGGACAUGCUGCUUUACUACAUAAAGAUACUAAAUGUCCCUCGGCCUAGCUCAUUCGGGCCUUUAAGCUAUGUAACUUUUUAAAUAGAAAUUCUUUUAACGGUGUGACUUUUUCUUUUUUGCUUUUUGCACUAAACAGCCUGAUUAUAUAAAUAGAAUUAAUCUGACACUUCAUCAGUUCACUGUCUGUAAUGUACUUUGGUAAAUACGGGCUGGUAUCUGCUUUUAUUUCCAGCAGCUUUUCUUUCUUUUUGUCUACUGUGUUGUGCAUAGAAACUCUAGCUGUCAUUUUACACAUUGUCUGCAAAACUACUUUUUGUAAAUGUGACUAGAAAACAAGAGCUCCUGCUAUUGAUUUUCUUUUUUUUUUUUCCAUCAUGUAGUCUGAUUCUCAGCAGGCACUUAAGUGUAAGUUAAGUAAAUGUUUGUGCUUAGUUCUUCCAGCUUAAUGAUUUAGUCCGUACAGCUACAUGUAUCUUUAAUUUCCACAGAAUUAUAUUUGAACUACUAUGUGUUAUGAAAUGAUUAAAUAAAAGUCUAUAUUUUUUAUUAA